This is a messenger RNA of Protopterus annectens (West African lungfish), 2415 nucleotides long. It is a transcript of the gene RCAN2, whose product is annotated as regulator of calcineurin 2. Gene Ontology annotation, biological process: calcium-mediated signaling. Bases 480 to 1082 code for a protein of 200 amino acids. Gene Ontology annotation, molecular function: calcium-dependent protein serine/threonine phosphatase regulator activity; nucleic acid binding. The transcript is spliced from 4 exons. The record is from RefSeq and is a predicted model, not a curated record. Lineage: Eukaryota; Metazoa; Chordata; Ceratodontiformes; Protopteridae. Gene Ontology annotation, cellular component: cytoplasm; nucleus.
GAAGAUUGCUUGAAUUGAUUUCGUCUGAAUUUAGGUUUAGCACAUAAUCAUGUUCAAUUUGCUGCACUGCACUGCCUGGAGAUGAAAGGCUCAGAGGAGAAAAAAAAUAGAUUUAGCUUGUGUCAGCCCAUGUGAUGAUGUCACUGACAGAAGAGAUGAGCUUGUGUUGUUCCUAUGCUAUGCCUGCACAGUGCGAUGGUGCACUGAACAGGGAAAGAAUCACUGCCAAGUCAGCUGAGAGCGAGAGAGAGAGAGAGAGAGAGAGAGAGAGAGAGAGAGAGAACACAGUAGGUGAGACUCAGGCUUGGAAAUACCUGAGACGGACUUUCUCUCUCGUUUGUUUUGCACCCUGUCUAAACAGCAGAAGCCAUUAGCACUAUCAGUGCAUUUCUACAGGAGUACCUGCUUUGUAUAAUUCUUUUUAACAGAAAAUUAUUAUUUUAAAACAUACAUACACUUUCCUCUACAGAAGAAGGGGAAUGCCUUCCCACAGGAUGGAUUGUGACAUUUCUACCUUGGUUGCUUGCAUGGUGGAUGUGGAAGUUUUUACCAGCAGGGAGAUUCAGGAGAAAUUUGAGGCUCUUUUCUUGGCUUAUGACGAACACGUAACAUUCCAGAUGUUUAAAAGUUGUCGACGGGUGAGAAUAAAUUUCAGCAAUCCCAAAGCUGCUGCCCAUGCUAGAAUAGAGCUCCAUGAAACUACAUUCAGAGGAAAAAAUUUGAAACUAUAUUUUGCCCAGGUCCAAAAUCUUGAAGUAGAAGGAGAUGGUCGUCACUUGGCUCCUCCACAGCCAGCAAAGCAGUUCCUCAUAUCCCCACCAUCAUCACCUCCUACAGAAUGGGAGCAGAUAAAUGAGAUACAUGAAGCUACAUCGGUCAUUAACUAUGACCUCCUCUAUGCAGUUGCAGAACUAGAGCCAGGAGAGAAGUACGAGCUGCAUGCAGGAACAGAAUCAACACCUAGUGUGGUAGUUCAAGUCUGCAACAGCGAUGCUGAAGAAGACGAUGACUCAAAGAAUGCUGCAAAACCAAAGAUUGUUCAGACCAGAUGCCCUGAUAAUCCAUCAGCCAUGCCUAACUGAGCUGUAGACAGUGGUCUUCUUGCUGACAUGCUGUCUCUAACACAGCUGUUUUCUUGGUACUGAAAAGUAGCCAUCUCUCACUAAUGGGUGACUUAGUUAACUUAAAUCUCUUUGUGAUUUAAAAUGGAAAAGGCCUAUAGAAAAGGGCUAAGAGAACAGGCUAUGUAUAUCUGUAAACUAAUUUCACAAAUAUAAAUGUCUGACCAUGCUGUCUGCCAGAAAAUGUAUACUGUGUCCUGAAAUGUCUUCUGGUUUGUUGAUUCGCUUUUGAAAUGUGCAUGGAGAUGCAAUGAAACCUUUAUAUGCUGUCUUGCAGCUUUCUCUUCAUGGUGCCAUCUGAGCCAUACAGAGCUUUUCAGCUAACAGUAGUAGUAGAAGUAGCUGCAAUGACUGAAACACACUGUCUUUUACAUAAUCCAGAUAACAUUACAUAUCCCACAGUAAUUCUAUAUGGUUAGCUACCAUAUGAUGCAUGAUGACAGAUGCUGUUUCCUCUGUAUCCAGGCAGACAUGAAAGGAAGGGAUUAACCAAUACCAAGCAGAGCACAAAAGAGUUAGAAAUAGUCUCAAAUAAAACGAGGCACUUAAUAUUUUCAGAUGACUUGCAAAUUUUUAUAUUAUGGAAACAAGCAAUCUAUUUUAAAGCACUUUGUUAUACUGCUUUAGUAAAUGUAGUCACACAGUGUGUGCAUGCAUGUACUUCUUUACUGUAUGAAUUCCUUGCUUUCUAACUACUCACAAUGCCUUGCAGAACUGGUAGCAUGCUCAGUCAGUCGCAAGGGUCUGAAGAGCAGAAGCUGUGUAGAAAAAUGCCAAAUCUGAAAUAUAUUUUUGCAAAUAAGAGUCUUCUGUUUUUUUUUUCCAUAGACUUUCUGUAAUCCUUUUGUGUCAGCAUGUUAAGGCAGUUUAGAAACUGAGUAUUUUAUUCCAACAGGUUCCAGAUAAUCAUCUAACAUUGUGCUGAGUACAAAUCUAAACAGUAGUUCACAACUGUACAUGUCAUACAAUGAAGAACAAAAACAUUUUUUUUUUAAUUUUUUCAUGAAUACAUGAAAGACAAGAAUGAAUGUGAUAUUGUUCUCUUAAAACAUAUUUCUGGGAGGAUUAUGUAGAUUAUCAGGAUUCACUCAGUUUUGUAUGGUCCAAACUGUUCACUACUUUAUGCUUAUGGGCUUGAUAUAAAUCAAUCCAAUACCUAAAACUGUGCAAGAAAAAAAAGCUGUACUAAAUUAGAAAUGUUGAAAAGUUAUAAAAUAGACAAUUCUGUUGAUAACAAUUCUUUCCACACAGGGCUUUUGAUCAAAAUAUAAUCUAUGUUUCAUUGUUGUCUGCA